AUGGGUUUCUGUGAGUCGCAAGCCAGGAAGGCACUUGCAGAAUGUGUGUGGGAGGCUCGUCUGACCGUGGAGGAUGUGAACAGGGCCAUCGACCUCCUCGUGUCACGAGGGGCCGCAGCAUUGGCAAAGCCCGCGCUUCCCAAGGCAGGGGCGAAGGAGAGCAGUGGAAGCAGUGAUCACACCGAAGUUGUGUCCAACAAGGGCAUAGACUUGGACAACUCUAGCACUGCUUCCGGGGUCUCAACGCCGAGAUGCUGCGCGAGCUCAGUCGCGCCGGAGUCUGGUCACGGGGAGCUGAAAGACGAUGAAGAAAGGAACAAGAGGUCAAUUCGACGAGUUUGCAGAAAAGUGACGUCGCAAGACGCCCAGCAGCUCAGUGCCGAUCCCGGGGAGUUCGUUCGUGUCUGGCCCUUCUAUGAGACGGAGUUGGGAUGGAUCUAUGCCGAGGAUCCUACGGAUGCGUCUAGGGCCGGGUGGUUGCCAACUGCGAUCCUCGAGAGCAUCGAAGCUGGCCAUGAGUGGGUCUAUGUACAGAAGGCAAUGCCUGCCCUUCACGCGAAUCAGCUGGGGGUCGAAGAGGGCGAGAUCCUGAAGAUCAACCUCGCUUCUCGUACGCCUGAGGGAUGGGUUUAUGCACAGAAGGAGAAGACGGAGGCUGGAAAAGUUUCUGGAUGGGUUCCAGUCUGUAGUUUUGUGUGGAAUAAUCCACAGUAA
Messenger RNA from Symbiodinium necroappetens, 714 nucleotides. NCBI's taxonomy places the organism in Eukaryota, Dinophyceae, Suessiales, Symbiodiniaceae. The record is from the annotation of a GenBank genome assembly.